Molecule: messenger RNA, 871 nt
Organism: Astyanax mexicanus (Mexican tetra)
Lineage: Eukaryota; Metazoa; Chordata; Actinopteri; Characiformes; Acestrorhamphidae
Gene: gsta.1
Product: glutathione S-transferase, alpha tandem duplicate 1
Exons: 6
Coding region: 129-800 (223 amino acids)
Biological process (GO): glutathione metabolic process
Molecular function (GO): glutathione transferase activity
Source: RefSeq, a predicted model, not a curated record
AGCGCAGUUUCGGUGUUUAUGUAAAGUUCUGGCAGUUGUCAGGUGCUCUGCUGUCUCUCGGCUGAAGCUGCAGAGGAUCCCGCUGAUCAUUUUUCUCCUCGGAUUGAGCUGCUUCUGUUUCUGAAACCAUGUCUGGAAAAGUGGUGCUGCAUUAUUUCAUCGGGCGGGGGAAAAUGGAGUCGAUCCGCUGGCUGCUGACUGUGGCUGGAGUUGAGUUCGAAGAGAAGUUUUUUUCAACUAAAGAGGAGUUCCAAAAGCUGGUGGAAAGUGGAGAUCUGCUGUUCCAUCAGGUUCCACUAAUUGAAAUGGACGGAAUGAAGAUGGUCCAGACGAAGGCCAUCCUGAAUUACAUAGCUGGAAAAUACAACCUGUAUGGAAAGGACCUUAAGGAGCGGCUUAUGAUCGACACAUAUGCUGAGGGUGCUAGAGACAUCAUGGACUUGAUCAUGGGAGUGCCUUUUACCCCACCGGAGAAAAAGCAGAGUACGCUGAACAAUCUGGAGACCAAAGCCAAAGUCCGCAGUCUUCCAGCCUAUGAAAAGGCUCUCUCCAGCUCUCAGUACUUGGUGGGUAACCAGCUGAGCUGUGCAGAUGUCAGUCUUUUUGAAGUUGCUCUGAUGCUUGAAGAGCUGUUCCCCACAAUACUGUCAACUUUCCCCAACAUCCAGGCAUUCCAAAAGAGAAUGAAAGCCAUUCCGGCAAUCAACAAAUUCCUGCAGCCUGGCAGCCAGAGACAACCCCCGCCUGGUGAAGCCUAUGUGAAAACUGUCAUGGAUGUGUUGAGUCACCUUUUUAAGUAGAAAACCAAGGUUAUCAAUCACAAAUCAGCGAAGCACAUUUGCUUCAUGCUAUAUGUCAUAAAACCCUGAUA